Molecule: messenger RNA, 462 nt
Organism: Suillus subalutaceus
Lineage: Eukaryota; Fungi; Basidiomycota; Agaricomycetes; Boletales; Suillaceae
Product: BTB/POZ protein
Exons: 4
Coding region: 1-462 (153 amino acids)
Biological process (GO): ubiquitin-dependent protein catabolic process
Cellular component (GO): elongin complex
Molecular function (GO): protein-macromolecule adaptor activity
Source: RefSeq, a predicted model, not a curated record
AUGUCCAACGAUGUUCAUAUGGAUGAUGCAGGCGCUGAAAAGCGGGAUGACUGGGUAAAGAUCACCAGUUCAGACGGCUACUCCUUUCUCGUGAAGCGAAGUGUCGCUGCGAUCAGUGGCACACUCAAAAACAUGCUUAGCGAGGACAGUAGUUUCAGGGAGGCAAUUGCCAACACAUGUCCGAUCAGUGAACGGUGGGUGGCGACCGACCCAUUUAGGAACCCCGCUUUGUCUUCUAAUGGCCGAAAUAGCGCUGCUGUGGUCGAGAAGGUCUGUGAGUACAUGUCCUUUAAGGCCUACUACGAGGGGCCUGGAUCCAAGGAGGGUGUUGAUGUGAAUGAGUUCACCGAACGCAUACCACCUGAGGUGGCGCUGGAACUGCUCCUUGCGGCUGAUUAUCUAGAAGGUGUGCUUGAUUCCUCUAUAUGGGGUUUACUGACCGUCGAGCACCAUGCAGUAUAA